This is a messenger RNA of Cyprinodon variegatus (sheepshead minnow), 1749 nucleotides long. Its product is annotated as chromosome unknown open reading frame, human CXorf38. The transcript is spliced from 4 exons. The record is from RefSeq and is a predicted model, not a curated record. Bases 34 to 618 code for a protein of 194 amino acids. Lineage: Eukaryota; Metazoa; Chordata; Actinopteri; Cyprinodontiformes; Cyprinodontidae.
UCCGUUGUUGUUCUGUGUUUUUAAAAGGCCUACAUGCCACGAGGUCAGGCUAAAGUGAAGGGGGUGGACCAGUGUGACGCAUCUGCUCUGCUCAACCUGAUCAACUACUGUACAUGUUUCUGCUUUGUGGAUCCAAAGCUGGUGAGACAGGUGAUUCAGUGCAGGAACGAGCUGAUGCAUUCGUGCGAGUUUCGGGUGAAGGAUGACUGGAUGAGGCACUACAGGACGACUCUGAAGCACUUUGUGCAGCAGCUCAGCAGCGUACCCCACAUGCAAACCGUUGGGAGACAAAUGGAAGAUAUGCUGACUGUUGAUCUCUCCAUAUGUGUGUAUGGUGUCGACCGACUGGACUCCGCUGGUACAGAUCCUGAUUCUGUCAGUGAGCAGGAGACCAGCCCUGAGGUAGUCAGCCAAUGGGAGGCUGAGCUGCUGCAGGAGGUGUUGCAGGAGUGUCUGCAAGCUGCUAAUGAGGAAGAUGAGGAUGCAAAGUCACAUGACACGGAGCAGCUGAAGAAGCUGCGGGGCUUCCUCCAGGCUAACAAAGAUCUAGGUGAAAGGUUUUCCACAGAGCUCCAAGUUAUCAACUCUCUGGAGGUUAAAGGAGAAGAAAAAGAUUAAAAGAACACAAAAACGCAUAAAUCCCUCUGCAUGGGCUUGUUUGCAUGGUUUGAAACAGGCCAGCACUCAGAAUUCAAGUUGAUGGAUUAUAUAUUUAUUCUUUUGAAUGUUUACAUUUGUUAAAAGAAUAUUGUGGCGCGGUGCUGCAGAGAACCAAAGGUGUAACUAUUACUGUCUGUGUAUUGUGCAAAUUUCUGCCAAAAUAUCCAAACAUCGGUUUACACAGCAAAAUAAAUCGACUCAGAAACAUUUUUGUUUUGUUUUUUCUUAGAAAAACCAUAAUGUGGCUUUACUUGGAGAGAUUUUAAUAUGAGAUUUCCCAAAACGUUAGAAUAUAUUCACAGUUUUCUGUUUUUAUAUUUAUGUGAGCUCCACCUUCAGCUUUGUUUCCCUCUGGAGGCAGAUUUUCAAACGACCCUUUUGUUAAUUUAUCUCUAAUCGAUGUCAGUACUUUAAAAGUGAUUACUCUUACAGAAUAUUUGUUUUUGUUUCUUAUAUUUUGCCCCAAAACUUCCCUUUGAAAUCCUAAUAGUACACCAUCUGGAUGUGUUAUCUAAACUAGGCUAACAAAGAAGGCUAAUACUUGCCACAGAUUCAUACACUAAAAUAUAUCUUGCAAAUUUGCAGCUUUUUGACAGAUUUCUUCAGUUCCCUGCUGAAUUUAAAGAGUUAAAUCUCAACAGUCUGUAUCCUGAUUCAUUCUUCAAAUGUACUGUGAAGGCAGAAGAACAGAUCAGGGAUGACGUGGGGGAAAAAAAUGCUUCUGAAAGUGCAUUAAUAAUCUCCACUACACGCACAUUUAUUCAGUGCGAAGCACUGCAUUGUUCUUACCUUGCAAAGUUUAGGCUGUCAGACAUGUUUACGGAAGUGGACCCUGCUUGCGACCACGGUGGUCUGGCAUCUGCAACUUAUGCACACAUCAUGCGGUUUUGGUCCUUAGCUCUGACUCGUUCAUCUAUCCCUCCAAAGAGGAAGAAGGCUUCACUGCCUUUUUUCACUCAUUUAUGUCUAAUUUUGUCAAAAUGAAAAUGGAAUGGAAGGUAACGUGGGACUUUUCUAUGACUGUGUAGAAAAACUGGACUUCCCUGAUGUUCCUAAUUGACAUAUGGUACACUGUUUUAUUAUCUUUUG